This is a messenger RNA of Octodon degus (degu), 2147 nucleotides long. It is a transcript of the gene Epb42, whose product is annotated as erythrocyte membrane protein band 4.2. The transcript has 13 exons. NCBI's taxonomy places the organism in Eukaryota, Metazoa, Chordata, Mammalia, Rodentia, Octodontidae. Gene Ontology annotation, molecular function: protein-glutamine gamma-glutamyltransferase activity. Bases 72 to 2147 code for a protein of 691 amino acids. The record is from RefSeq and is a predicted model, not a curated record. Gene Ontology annotation, biological process: peptide cross-linking.
GAGGAAGCCCAGAAGCAGCAGCUCAAGACUGGUGUUUCCUGUGCUCAAGAGGCUCGGAGCAGCCCACAGCUAUGGGACAAGGCCUGGGUAUCAAGAGCUGUGACUUGCAGGUGGCAAAAAACAAUGAGGAGCACCACACCCAGGCCAUCAGCUCCCAGCGCCUCAUUGUACGAAGAGGACAGUCAUUCAGCAUCACCCUGCACUUCAAGUCCCCCAUCCGGAAAUUUCUGUCUGACCUCAAGAAGGUAGCCCUUGUUGCACAGACUGGAGAGCAGCCUUCCACGACCAGCAGGACCCGAGCCACCUUCCCAAUUUCCAGUCUGGGGGAUCCAAAGUGGUGGAGGGCAGAGGUGAAGGACAGAGAAGCCAGCGUCUGGACCAUCUCUGUGACCACGCCCGUGGAUGCUGUCAUUGGUCACUACUCACUCCUGCUCCAGGUCUCAGGCCAGAAGCAGUAUUUCUUGGGCCAGUUCACACUGCUCUUUAACCCCUGGAACAGAGAGGAUGCUGUGUUUCUGCAAAAUGAGGCUCAGUGCCAGGAGUACGUGUUGGACCAGAAUGGCCUUAUCUUCCUGGGCACAGCUGACUGGAUCCAGGAAGAGCCCUGGGACUUUGGUCAGUUUGAAAGUGAUGUCAUGGACCUCAGCCUGGAUUUGCUGGGUGCAGACAAGCAAGUGGAGGAGUGGAGCCAGCCUACACAUGUGGCCCGUGUGCUGGGGGCCUUGUUGCACACUCUCAAGGAGAAGAAGGUCCUGACCACCCCACAGAGCCAGGCCACCCAGGAACAGGCUCUGCUGAACAAGCGCCGGGGCAGCGCGCCCAUCCUGCGGCAGUGGCUCACUGGCCAAGGGCGACCUGUAUAUGAGGGCCAGGCCUGGGUGCUGGCUGCUGUUGCUUGCACAGUGCUAAGAAGCCUGGGAAUUCCAGCCCGUGUGGUCACCACAUUUGACUCAGCUCAGGGCACCGGUGGGAGCCUGCUGGUGGAUGAGUACUACAAUGAGGAAGGCCUGCAGCACGGAGAAGGCCAGAGAGGCCGCAUCUGGAUCUUCCAAACUUCCACAGAGUGCUGGAUGACCAGGCCUGAUUUGUGCAAGGGUUAUGACGGAUGGCAGAUUCUGUACCCAAAGGAUCUGAGAGGAGGUGGAGUCCUGGGAGCCUGUGAGUUGGUCCCAGUCAGAGCAGUCAAGGAGGGAGCACUGGAGGUGAUGCCUGCAGUGUCAGAUCUCUUUGCUUCAGUAAAUGCCUCAUGUGUGGUCUGGAAGUGCUGCAAGGAUGGGAAACUGGAGUUGACCAGCUUCAACACCAAGUACGUUGGGAACAACAUCAGCACCAAGGUUGUGGGCAGCGACCGCUGUGAGGACAUCACUCAGAACUACAAGUACCCUGCAGGAUCUCUUCAAGAGAAAGAGGUGCUAGACAGAGUUCAGAAAAUGAGAAUAAAGCACAAGAAACACAGCAGCACCCACCCCCCAAGCUGCGACCAGGAUGAUCCACUAUACUUGUUCUUGGAAGUGCCCAGCUUCCUCCCACUGGGAGAGGAUGCCCAGUUCUCAGUGACCCUGAAUAACCCUGGUGACCAGGAGAAGGAGGUGCAGCUAGUGAUUAGAGCCCAGGCAGUAUACUACAAUGGAGUCCUAGCCACUGACCUCUGGAGGAAGAAAACGUCCCUCACGCUCGGCGCCAACCAUGUUCAAAAUAUAACCACCAGACUGUCCUCUUCCUAUUUUGAGCAAAACCUACCUGCGAACAGCUGCCUCAGAUUCACCGCGGUGGCCACGCACUCUGCCUCCAGCAUGAGCUGCUUUGCUCAGGAGGACAUUGCCAUCAGGAGACCAGACCUUGUCAUCAUGAUGCCAGAAGUAGCAGAGCAGUAUCAACCUCUCAGGGUUGAGGUCAGCAUCCAUAACUCCCUGGACUCUCCCAUGAAUGACUGCGAGGUCUCCAUCUUUGGAAGGGGGCUCAUUCACAGAGAGAAGAGGUACAGAUUAAGUCCAGUGCAGCCUGGAAGAACCUUGUGCACCUGGUUCCAGUUCACACCCACGCAGCUGGGGCUUCACAGGCUCACUGUAGAAAUGGACUGCGACAUGUUCCAUAACCUAGUCAGCCACAAAAGUGUCACAGUGGUAUCUCCUGACUUUGCAGCUUAA